This is a messenger RNA of Octopus sinensis (East Asian common octopus), 8956 nucleotides long. Its product is annotated as Down syndrome cell adhesion molecule. Gene Ontology annotation, cellular component: plasma membrane; axon. Gene Ontology annotation, biological process: axon guidance; cell-cell adhesion. Lineage: Eukaryota; Metazoa; Mollusca; Cephalopoda; Octopoda; Octopodidae. Gene Ontology annotation, molecular function: protein binding. The coding region runs from base 307 to 6882 and encodes 2191 amino acids. The record is from RefSeq and is a predicted model, not a curated record. The transcript has 41 exons.
UAUACAAAUAAAUGCAGAACAGCUCACAUGACAACCGAAAGUAUUAACCAUUGAAGUAAUAUUGGAAGAAACGAGAAAUUUAUGGAUACUGUACAAGGAAAUAGCACGGAAAUUUCAGCGUAAAUAUUGUUGUACGAAUCAUGGGAAAGUAUUUUUACUCAAACAAAUUUAGGACAGUUUGCUUGAAACUGUCAAGAACUUGGACACUUUGAUUUCAGUUUAACACUCAUAGAAAAGGAAAAAAAUUGAAAUCAUAGGAGCGAAAUCAAAUCUCUAGGAGCGAUAACAAAUCUAAUUUCUAUCACAAUGUUGAAUGUGUCAAAAUUUGGCCUAACUGGAUUGUUCAUUUUACGUCAGAUGUACAUUUUAGUGGCUGCUCUGACGACAGAAGAGCCACCAGCUGAUACAAAUGGGCCAGUUUUCACGGAAGACGUACCAAGCACAGUUGUGUUUGCUAAUACUAAAGGGGCGUCAAUUGAUUGCACGGCGCACGGUUUACCCCCACCAAAACUAAAUUGGAUACGAAAGGAUGGCACGGUCGUCAAAGAUAUUCCCAAAGUACUUCAGGUACUUCCAAACAAUACCCUGUAUUUUCUACCUUUUGAGCCAAACCUAUUUCAACCAGAUGCUCAUUCGCAGGAAUACCGUUGCAUAGCGAAAAAUAAAGGUGGGAAAAUUAUCAGUCGCCCUUUGCGCAUAACAGCUGUUGUUGUGGACCGAUACAAAGUCUACAAUGUUCAGUUAAACGAUGUCUGGGUGAUCAGCAACGGCACAGCCAUCUUAAAGUGUCUCAUUAACCCACGCUUUGUGAAUGAAUACAUUAAGGUUACAAAAUGGACUCAGGAUUCAAAGUCUAUCACCGACCACGACCGAGUUUCUGCAAUGAACAAUGGAGAGCUACAUGUCCGCAACGUGCAGGAUUCAGAUGCCUCUUUGGUAUAUCGUUGCGUGACACGAAAUAUACUGACACAAGAUACUAAGACAAGUCCUGCUGCUUCUAUACACGUCCAUGAUCCUCCAGUUAUUUGGAAAACACCAAAUAUUGAAACGACUGAUACAGGUUUGAUUAUCCAGGUUGGAAAGACAGCGGAACUACCAUGUGUAGCCACAGGCAAUCCUCUACCAAACUACAAAUGGACAAAAGGCAGCAAAACGAUUGUCAGUGAUAAAAAGAAAUUUGAACAAAAGGGUGGAAACCUUGUGAUACACAAUUUAACUGUUACAGACAGCGGAGUCUAUAAAUGCGGGGUUUUUAAUAAGAAAGGUUCAACUUCAGUGUCAAUACAGUUAACGGUUACAUCACCGCUCAGCGCUACUCUAUAUCCAGCCGACCAAAUCGUUGAUGCAGGUCGUGUGGCUACCUUCAACUGUUCAGUGCAGGGUUCCCCAAUAAACGAAAUUACGUGGUACCACAAUGGAGAGCCCCUCACCAACAGCAGUAGAAAACACAUCAUUGUUGAUAACCGGUUGCAACUACCGGUUGUGAAUAGAAAUGACCAAGGCAUGUACCAAUGUAUAGUAGGAAAUGAUGUAGAUAUGUCGCAGGCCACUGGAGAACUACGCCUUGGAGCUGCGCACCCUGCCUUUCUAGAAACGUUUGACACUGUUUUAGUACAACCCGGCUCCAACGUCACCUUUAAAUGUGCUGUAUCUGGAAACCCACCUCCGACAAUCCGCUGGACUUUAGAUGAUGAAUUGAUCUAUUCCAGUGAUAUUACAACGAUCAAAACAUACGCAACAGAGCAAGCAGAUGUAGUCAGCACUUUGCAUAUAACAAAUAUCCAAGUACAAACAGGUGGAGAAUACCGAUGUAUUGGAUCAAAUGUUGUAGGGAAAGUCACUCACAUGGCUAGAGCUAAUGUUUAUGGUGUUCCAUACGUUCGUGUGUUGCAAAAUAUCACAGCUACAGCAAACCAACCAUUAAUUAUGAAAUGUUAUGUCUCCGGAUAUCCGAUUGGGUCGAUUACCUGGUUCAAAGGGAAAAUAACCCAAAAAGAAGCAAUGGCAUGGGCCUCGCAGGCAUUACCAAUAGACCAUCGGCAAAAGGUGGUAAACGGAACCUUAACAGUGGAAGAUGUACAAAGCGCCUACGAUGAUGGUGACUAUACCUGUACUGCGGCUAAUUCAAAGGGAGAAGGAAUGAGCAGAAAUGUGUUGGUUCGAAUUCUAGAGCCACCUACAAUAACACCAUUUAGUUUCCAAAAGCAAACGCAAGCCGGUCGAAGAGUCACAGUAAUCUGUGUGAUCAGCAGCGGAGAACUACCCAUAGUCGUCGGUUGGUUGAGGAAUGGACAAGUGAUACCGCCAGACCUUGGCAUUACCGUAAAGCAAACAAUACAGUACAACAGUUUACUAUUUAUUAAAGAAGUGAGUCCCCGACAUAAUGGAAACUACACUUGCUAUGCUAAUAACUCGGUUGGCUACGAUAGCUAUACGGCCAGCCUUGUGGUUUAUGUGCCACCUCGAUGGAUCGUAGAACCUAAAGAUUCAUUUGCUGUUCUUGGAAAAUCAGUCCAGCUUCAUUGUAAGACAUCGGGAACCCCGACUCCGUCCGUUAUUUGGCAAAAGGCAAAAGGAAACAUUCUCGGAAACUAUGUUGACAUGAAUUAUACUCAAAGUACAUCAUCUUCACAAACGGGUGACGCACGAAUGCAACUAUUAGAAAAUGGAACUCUGUUGAUUAAUUCAGCCGAGGAAACGGAUCAUGGCUAUUAUCUGUGUCGUGCUAGUAAUGGCAUUGGUUAUCCUUUAAGUAGGGUUGCUCAAUUAACAGUUCACAUUCCUGCAAGGUAUGAAGACGAUAGUCAGAAAAAUUACACUGUUAAGAAAUCAGAGAAUAGCACCAUGGAAUGUAAAGCGAGUGGAGAUGAACCGAUUUUCGUGACAUGGCGUUUUGGUUCUGAUACUAUAAAUAGUAAAACCAAUUCAAGAUUAAAAGUGGAGAAUAUUGGCACCAUUUCACGUCUGCACGUAACUGGUGCGGUUCGAGAAGACAGUGGCAUCUAUGUUUGUAAUGCUGAAAACAAAUAUGGCUAUGGAGAAACAACACGCCGCCUUAUUGUCGUAGAACCUCCAGAACGGCCUGUUCACUUGAAACUAGAGAAUCGUGCCAGUCGUUCUGUGAAUAUAUCCUGGGAAGAACCUUAUAAUGGCAACAGUUACAUCACAUCGUACGUGCUGCAAUUCAAGAAUGAAUCUGAUAUUUGGAAACCAGCUCCGUCCAAUGUGACUGUCAUAGCAACAGAUGAUAUUCCGGCAGGUAGUAUUUCAGGUUUACAUCCGUCCUAUAAAUACCAAAUUCGCGCCUUAGCUAUAAAUGCAAUUGGAACUGGGUCACCCAGCACGGUCAUAACUGUGUCAACUGAUGAAGAAGUGCCUUCAGGACCACCUACAGAUGUUAGAGUACAAGCAAGCGGAUCAACAUCCUUAAAAGUCACUUGGCGGGCUCCUCUCUACCAAGAACAAAAUGGCAAAAUCUUGGGUUACUAUAUUGGAUACAAACGUCACAAUUCCAGUGAUUCGUAUGUUUAUCGAAAAAAGCUGACUGAAAAUAACAGCGAUUUGGAGCAACAGAUCAAAGAUCUUUUGAAAUUCACUCGUUACGACCUACAUGUCCGUGCUUACAAUUCAAAAGGUUUAGGACCAAUAACAGACGAUGUAACAGCUUUUACUUUAGAAGACGUACCCAGUUUGCCACCCCAGGAAGUCCGCAUACGUGAUAUAAAUCCAGACAAUAUCCGAAUAUCAUGGGUUGAACCACCAUAUUACACCGUUCAAGGUGUGCUCCAAGGCUAUAAAGUCCUUUAUAAGGAAGUAAGAGCUGAUGAAGAUGAAACGGAAGCCAGUGAUGUAACAACCUCCAAGCUAGAGACUGUCGUAACAGAUCUUAAGAAAUAUACCAACUACAGCAUUCAAGUGUUGGCCUACACUAUUAUGGGAGAAGGAGUAAGGAGUGAGCCUAUCUAUGUAAUGACUAGAGAAGAUGUACCGUCACAGCCACCUAAUGUGAAAGUUAUCACUGAAAAUCGAAAUACAGUUUUGCUUCUGUGGGAACCUCCGGUCCACCAGAAUGGCAUUCUCAUUAAAUACAUAAUCCGUUAUUCAAACAGUUCAAGAGGCCCUCCGAAUAAAAAGAGUCCAAAAUUGGAAAUCAAAGCUCGACGGACAAGUUACAUGAUAAGUCGUUUGUUAGAAGGACAGGAGUACUUGUUUACAGUGAGCGCAUGUACAUAUGGUGGUGAAAGCAUUCCGAGCGAUGUGGUUCGAGCAACGCCAACUGACAAAGUUCCGGCUCGAAUUACGAAUUUCUCAAGGGAGCAAACUCUCUAUUGGAAAACUAAUUCUAUUCUGAAAUGUAACGCUCGUGGAAAUCCUAUCCCGCUGAUUUCAUGGAUAAUGAAAGACAAACCAGUUCUACUCAGUAAAACGGUGCAAAAGCUUCCGUCGGGCUCUUUAAAUUUGAAGAGUGUUCAAUUCACAGAUGCAGCUAAUUAUACAUGUCGUGCAGAAAAUAUAUAUGGUAUCGAGGAAAUUGUAAUUUCUGUUAAAGUUAUAGUGAAAAAGAAAGAUCCAGUUGUACCUCGAGAACCAAAAUUAAUGUUGGCUUCAUCAACAGCAUCUACCAUCCAGGUUAAUUGGAAUUCUAGACACAAUGGAGGAAGUAAAAUUAAAGGAUUCUAUGUCAAAUUCAAAAAAGAACACGGAGAAUGGCAGUCUUUGAAAGCUGAUUCCAUAAGCCGUACAUACAUGUUCAAAGGAUUGCAAUGUGGAACAGGAUACCGAUUUAUUAUCAACUCAUUUAAUAUAAUUGGAGUUAGUGGUGACAGCACGCAGAUCAAUGCCAAAACCAACGGUUCUUCUCCUGUAAUGCCUGCACAAGAAUUAAUAUUGAAAUCUGUAAACUCAACAUUUGUGCAACUGGAUCUCUCAGCCUGGAGUUCGGGUGGAUGUCCUAUCAAAUUCUACACUGUGAAAUAUCGAAUGAACGGACAUGCUGAAUGGGUGGAAGUUUCAAAUAACGUUGAUGGAAAUAUGACGUCUUUUACGGUUCGAGACCUACGCCCAGCGACAUGGUAUUGGAUGAAAUUGACUGCACACAAUGAAGCAGGUUCCACAGAAAGUUUAUUUAACUUUGGAACACUUACUUACAGCGGAAGUACAAUCCGCCCAUUAUUUGUGGUACAUCGUAAAGAAGGUAAAUUCUAUGAGAAGAUAUAUGUCAUGUUACCCCUGUGCACCGGAAUUAUCCUCAUUCUAGUUGCUGCUGUGGCUGUCCUUCUGUGGUGCCGGAGACGCAGUGAAAGACUUCGGUUUAAAGAGUUUCACUUUCCAGAAACGGCUUCAAACCUACGUCGGGACAUCACAGCGGAGACAUCCUUAAUGAACGACUUGGACAAGCGAUUGAACCUUGACAUGGACUGUGGAGGAGGUAUGCCGGACUCGUUCUGCAAACGCAAUCUAAGUUUACUGACAUCUGCAACGCUGCCGGAAUUGAUGGCUAACAAUGGCAGAGCGAAUGGGUCGGCAGGCAGCGAACAUACCUCUUGGUUGUUUCAUACAGCCUAUCCAUCAUGGGAUGGAGGCAAGAAUUCCGGUGACAUCUCUUAUGCCCCGAAUCGAGCAGGUAUCGCAGUACAUCCCUGGUCCUCGCCAUACGCUGCGACUCUUUCUUCUCGUUAUGUCAGUAACACCGCCCCUAAAACAGCCACAUCCUACAAAACAAAGCCGUACUCCAGUAAUUGUUACGACACCACCGCGCCCUACGCAUCGGUUUCAGUCGACGCAUUAGACGACACAAACCCUUAUGCCACCAUUAAUCAACUAAGCAUCACUAUCAACCCAUCAAAACCAGGGCUUCAUGCGAACUCUCAAUCUUCCGAUGAGGAUACAGUGGGUUUAGAAAAGGCUGCUGCUCAAAGACAGACACGUGGCCCACCAUUGAAGAUGCGCCCAAGAAUGCCAUAUCCGAACUCAUCAUCUCUUUGUAAACCACCGAGAAAGAAAAAGGAAGGUUAUGAAAAUAAAGGGGGCCAACGUCAUAGUGUUAUAUCUAGUGUAACAACAGUUUCGUCCAGCAGAGACGAACUUCUUGAAGCCUACGAGAACGCUAAGAGGACCCAAAGAGCGCAACCGAUUGUGUAUGAAACUCAUCCGGAUUUUAGUUCUCAGCCAACAGAUAGCUCCAGUGCUACAGAACCAGGAAUCCGAGAAUUCACACAAUCACCACCAAAACCAGAUGAGCGUCGUGAGGCUUCGUGUGAAGUACCGCCAUAUGAACAACGUCGGCACCUUAAAGAAUUUGAUGCUGAGAGUGAUACAACAGAAUGUGAGAUGGCGCACACAAGGGAACGCAGUCCACCGCGUCGUAUCAGGGGACGGCACAAGGGGAAACAGAAGGGUCAGGUUGUGAGUAAACGAAAUCUAGGAAUCAUUCCUAGGACACACAGCCGCACAAGUACAACCAGUACUAACAGCGAGGAGGUGACAUAUGCUUUCUGUGAGAGAGAUUAUCCUAAACCUGGAAGUCCAGUAGAGAGUUAUAAUCCUUAUACUUGUGACACACAUCCUUGUUCCGAUGUAGAAUUAGAUGCAGAUAACCUUCUGAAUAAAUCCAGAACCAGUAUACGAAGUCCUAUAUUUUUUAGAAACAAUGCCCAGAAUGGUCGCAAUACACCCCACUCAAGGAUGCGAUAUGAUGUCAACCUUGAUAUUCCGGGUACUGAGGAAUGUAAACCUUUAGUUAUGACACUAAACCAAGCACAGACGAUAAGUCCGACAAUUGAACAGGAUAACAUCAGUAUACUCGACAGACACUACCGACCAGUCAAAGAUCCUGGACUCUUACCCCCUGAAUCACCUUCCAGAAUAACACUCGAAGACUAAACACCAAUUAUACCGCUAACUAUACAAUUGUAUAACAUUGACAGUGGAAGCUUGUAUAUGUAAUAUAAAUACCUCGUUGUAAUACACACAUACACACACACACACAUACACACACACAUGUACAUAUAUAUAUAUAUAUAUAUUAUAUAUAUAUAUAUAUAUAUAUAUAAUUAUUAAAACCAACUCUACCACCGAAGCACACGGUUUAAUUUUCGCAUAAUCACUAUAUCCGAUGUCCACCGAUUAUUUCUAGCAUCAUCAACAAAACAUAUAGAACUACAAUGAAAUUCAAGAAAUAAAAAUCGAAUAAGCCCAAAUCCCACCCCACCAAAUAUUUAAUAUAAUCCCCUCUAUUAGGAAUAUGUGAUUAGCGAAAGAUUUCAUCUUAUCUACAACGUUCUCGUUUGCGUUGUUCUAUUCUCCGUUAAAGAUUGAAAAAGUGUGCGCACCAAAGAAUAAAAUGCUUCUGCUGCAAUGGAGUAUACAUAUAAAAGGGGGUGAAUGGCGAAGGCAGACAAAACACUGAGAAAUCAUUUAGAGAGAAAUCAUCAACCAAUGAACAUAAUUUUUUUAAUGUGUCAAAGAAAAUACCAAGCCUAACAAGAACUUUUGGACGCUCUUAUUUAUUUCAUUUCAUUUCAUUUUAUUUUUUUAUGACCAAGAUUAAUGGACAAAUCGAUAUCAUAUAGAAACUUCUUAUAAAAAAAAAAUAACUUUGGCACAAACGGUUGACUGCUUUGAGCUGUCCUGUUCAUCCCUUUGCAUCCUGAAUUUCAAUUCCCGCUGACACGGACUUCGCGUUUCAUUUCUCUAAGAAUCGUAAAUUAAGCAGCCAUUCAGUACAGUUGGGAUCAGUUUAAUCUACCGUAACCAUCCGUUGAAGUUUGAGGCCUGAAUGCCAUUUUUUUAAAUGGAAUUUGUUCGUAUGUUAUACUAGGGCAAAAAGUUUAGUAAACGAUGUUUUUCGUAGCAAAAAUUCUAUUUUCCUAGAUGAAAAGUGAAUUAUUAUUUUUUUAAUUAAGGGAGUGGAUAGUAUAAUCAGUGAAGUCCGGAUGAAACUAUCUCCCCUGCUCUGAGUUCAAAUCCUGCUGGAGACUACUUUUCUUUUUUAUCAUUCCGGGAUAAAAAAAAGUAAGUCAGUCAAUCAUUAGUGGGGUUCAAAUUUCCCGUUGAAAUGUGUGGCUCUGUGCCUCUGUUAUAAAUCAUUAAUCUUGUUAAUAAUAAUGCUUUGUAGAUGGCCAAGAUGGUAAUUUUACAGACUAAAUGCUCCCUAAUAUAUCUGCUCAUCUGCAUUUUAUUUAUUGGCAUCCAAAGUUCCUACCGAACUUGACCAUAGCUGAUAUCCCACCAGAAUCAAUGAAAAAAGAAUCAAUGAUGCACCAAUGCUAAAUCAUCUAAUUGUAAUGUUUAAUUGAAAUGCAGUUGUCAAAUAUCGCAGAGCCAAGUCCGUGACACAGUCGUAUUUAUCCAUGAUGAGGAACUUGACAAACCAUAAUCUUUAUACGAUGCCAAAAACCUCCGUACAUUAUCUAUAAAUACCUACCAUUGUUCAAAAUUAUUAAGCAUUUCAAAUUGUUGAUGGAAUUAACUUAAACAAUUAGAACUACAGUCUAAAUGUGUAAUGAUAUUUAGUGACGUUCUACGAAGAUUUUGCUCAAAUUCCACGAGGAUCGAUAAUCCCUAUCAUUGAUUCUGAGGUCGAUGAAAUAAGUGCCAGUGAACCAAUGAAAUCAAUUCAAAAUGUUAUUACCCCACCCACAACAACCUUUAGGCUUCUGCUAAAUUCGGAACCAGAAUUUAAGCAAGACCUCGCUUGUGCCAUAUUUGAAUGUGAUAUUUACAUUUUCAUAUAAACUAAAGAAAAGAUUCAUGAGUACAAUCAGGACUAAUUUAUUCAUUCAUUUGUUAAACAUUUUGUUUUAAGAAUUCCAGCUCAACUAAGAUUUGGGUUCUUAUAUCCACACGCUUGUACAAAGUAGAAAAACACAAAAAUAUACAGUAUUACACACAUGAUUUCAAGAAUCUAUCAUUUUUUAUAAUUGUUGCUCGAUGAAUACAAAACUUACAAUGUAAA